UGGAUGAUCUAAAAGAAUACACCCAUAACAGCGAGUGUUUACUGAACUGUUAUGGAGCGCCAAAUGAGUGCACUUUUAUUCGGUUCCUUAUCAGUUUCUUUCAUCAGUGGACAACCACGUGGGUUCAGUUUGACGUUUCGGAGUUUCGGGUGAGUGCUCGUUUCCUCCUUCACUUUCACUAUUUAUUUCUGAAUCGACGACAUAUUUUGUGAUUUAUUGAUGUGCAAUUUCGGUGACGUUUGUUUUCUGAUGAUUGUAGGUAUGGCAGUCGAUCUGGGAUUUGUAGAGAAAUGCGAGAACUGGCGACUCGAGAGCAGAUUCUUUCCCAGUAAAGCAGGCGGUAAGCCGGCCUGGCUCAAUCUGAAAAAUAUUCCCGGCAAAGGCGACUUGGAAUGCGAGUACUGUGGUGAUCCUUGCGUGUUUCUCUGUCAAAUCUAUGCACCGUACGAGGAAGACUCCAAUGCAUUUCACAGAACUGUCUAUAUCUUUGUGUGCAAGAACGCAGAUUGUUGUAGGCCAAAUCAGAAUGGGAACCUAAAAAUCUUCCGAUCACAGCUAAGUAGAAUAAACGAUUUUUAUCCGGCUGAACCACCUGUGGAACGGAAGGACUGGGGAACGGAUAUUGACGUAUCUCAGUGGACAAAAACAUGCCGCAUAUGUGGAAUUUUAGCGCCUAAUCACUGUGGCAAAUGUAAAGUGGUCAAUUAUUGUUCCCGUGUUCAUCAAGUAUAUGACUGGAAGAAUGGACAUAAAGAUGUAUGUGGUACUGAAGCAAAAAAUGAGAAUAGUUUUCUGUUUCCUGAAUAUGAAAUCGUGAUGGAAAGCGACAGCAUUGCAAUGGAAAAUGUCGACCAAAAUGAAUCCAACAGCGAAGAAAAGGAAAUUGAAAAAUAUAAUUCAAUAAUACAGGAUGGCAAAGCUGGAAUAUUUCAGAAUGAAGAUGUUAACGAUGAUUUAUUACAAAUGUCUAACGACGAAAAGGAUGAAACAUUUGCAGAGUUUCGUCUAAAAAUAGAUAAUUAUCCAGAUCAGAUUUUGAGAUACGAUAGAGGAGGAAAAGUUUUAUAUAUUUCAUCACACGGUCAGAUAACGGAUGUACCAAAAUGUCCAGAAUGCAAUGGCGAUAGACAAUUUGAAUUUCAAAUAAUGCCGCAACUAUUAAAUUUUCUCGACUUAAAAGAUGUUAUCAAGUGCUUAGAUUGGGGAAUAUUGGCCGUUUACACAUGUAAGAAAUCUUGCAUACCUAAGAAUAAAUAUAUAAAAGAAUACAUAUGGAAACAAGACAUUGUACAAGAUGAAAGUGAAUCGAGAAUAAAUCAAAGUACAUGACUACACUAAACUUUAUUUGAUAUACAUUAGAAGUC
Trachymyrmex cornetzi is the source of this 1364-nucleotide messenger RNA. It is a transcript of the gene Zfrp8, whose product is annotated as Zinc finger protein RP-8. Lineage: Eukaryota; Metazoa; Arthropoda; Insecta; Hymenoptera; Formicidae. The record is from RefSeq and is a predicted model, not a curated record. Gene Ontology annotation, cellular component: cytoplasm; nucleus. The coding region runs from base 220 to 1329 and encodes 369 amino acids. The transcript is spliced from 4 exons.